Penicillium subrubescens is the source of this 1032-nucleotide messenger RNA. Its product is annotated as isopenicillin N synthase family dioxygenase. The record is from RefSeq and is a predicted model, not a curated record. Bases 1 to 1032 code for a protein of 343 amino acids. NCBI's taxonomy places the organism in Eukaryota, Fungi, Ascomycota, Eurotiomycetes, Eurotiales, Aspergillaceae. The transcript is spliced from 4 exons. Gene Ontology annotation, molecular function: dioxygenase activity.
AUGACUGCCAAAGAGCCCCCAGUCAUCGACUUCGCACCAUUCUACGGCCCCGAUUCCCCCGCAAAAGAUAACCUAGUCAAGGAACUACGACAAGCCUGUGAAGAAUUUGGGUUCUUCCAGAUCAUCAAUCACACCAUCCCCUCCGACCUCCAAGACGCGAUUCUCCACCAGAGCAAGAAAUUGUUCGACCUACCAAUUGAGAUUAAGGAAAGUUAUAGCAAGGACAUUGGCGACUUUAACCGCGGCUACGAGCGCCUACGCGCACAGAACUUCGAGAAACGCACCGCAGGAGAUCUGAAAGAGGGCUUCUACCUUGGAAAAAACCUGCCGCUUGACGAUCAGUAUGUAGUUGCGAGGAAGUUUGGACAGGGGCCGAAUAAGUAUCCCGAGGAGCUUGGGACGGAAUUCCAGUGUGUAACAGAAAGAUAUCACGCUGCGCUUACCACGCUCGCGGCGGGUAUUCUGCAAAUCCUUGCUCGCACGUUGGAUCUGGAUGAAAAUACUUUCAGUGAUUUUUGUGAGCAUCCUGUCGCUGUGUUGAGAUUACUUCAUUAUCCACCGCAAGACCCCGAUGCUUCUGCACUGGAACGUGGAAUCGGCGCCCACACCGACUUCGGUGCUAUAACAAUCCUCCUACAAGACAGUACCGGCGGCCUACAAGUCUGGAACAACAUAACUUCAACUUGGGUCGAUGUAAAGCCCAUUCCAGGCGCAUAUGUCGUGAACCUGGGCAACAUGAUGAUGCGAUGGACGAAUGACCGAUAUCUCUCCAAUCUGCACCGUGUCAUCAAUAAGAGCGGCAAGGAACGGUUUAGUGUGCCGUUCUUCUUCUCGGGGAAUCCGGAUUAUACAAUUCGCUGCUUUCCGAGUUGUGAGACGGAACUGGGGGCGAAGUAUGACCCCGUUACGGUGGGGGAGUGGAUGACCGGGAGGUAUGCGGAUACGUAUGGGAAGGGGGAGGGGGCUAUUGAGGAGUUGAGGAAGGAGCUGCAUGUUGGUGCUGUGGACUUGAAGUCUGGUGAGGGUCUGUAG